CACAUCGGCACUGCCCUGUUUUAUAAUUUUUAAAAGCUACGACUGCUGUUGAAGGACUGCCAACUAAGACAAACGGGUGUAUCAAGUACGCGGGAAGAGCAAACGACGGCCCGUCCAGCGACAGUAAAUGAGAAAAAAGGGUAAAGAAGGGCCCGACGUCGUGGUCGUAGAGCUGCGGAGAAAAGUGGGUAGCGCCGCCUGACGGACCGCCCGACGAACCGGGCUGCCGCUGUCAGGAAACCGCGGUGCCGAGAAACAGGUCUGCAGCCUCCGAGGGAGCGCCGCCAACAGCUCUCCCUCUGCCCCAAACCCAAAUUUCUAGAUGCCAGAAGUUGCCUUCAUUGACUGGUCCUGGGUGUGACGGUUCACCAUAAAUCACUCCUUCAGACUUCUGCCCAUGAUAAGCUUUCAAGCAUAACAAGUCAUCACCCACGCUGACAGACUGCCAUGAUGGCAGAUCCGGGCCAUGAGGAGGCAGAGGGCAUGUACGUAGAGCACCAGUACAUGUGCAGCGAGUGUCAACAGCUCUUCAGCACCCUGGAGGAGGUUCUGAUCCACCAGCAGAUCCACACGGCCCAGGAAACCGAUGGUGAGACCCUGGUUACCCCAGACGUGGGUCAGAGUCAGCACUACCAAUGUCUGGAGUGUGGGAGCCUCCUGGUGAAUGCAGAAGAGCUGCUGCAGCAUCAGGAGAUGCACAUGAGGGAGGCUGGGAUGGAGGUGGAGCAACAAGAGAUGUGUGAGAUUCUGGAGACGCAGGAGGCCUCCUCAGAUACUCAGGUGCACGGACCCGUUCAGUAUCAGUGCCUUGACUGUUUGGCCCUGUUCGACUCCCCUGAUACCUGGCUGGAGCACCGGCGAACGCACAGCAGGAGCAGCACACACAGCAACACAGCGACUGUUGAGUAUGUGCUGCAGCCGGAUGGUUCUGUCACUCCUCUCAACAACAUGCAGAACUUUGUGCUGAGUGAGCAGCAGGCUGGAGAGAUCCUGGCACAGGUACUUUCCCACCAGCAGCAGCAACAACAACAACAGAAGAAACGUAGGUCUUCCUCCAAACCCGCUGGAUCCACCCGCUCCCACCUGCUGCCCCCUGUGACCCCAACCCCGGGCUCUGCCACCAUGCACCUGCAGAUCCUCACAGCUCAAGCUCUGGCCGACAGCUCCACCAUCCUGGGCCAGCAUCGCUCCAAGCAGCCCCCUCUGCUCUCUGCUCUGGGUCAGAGCUCCUUAGCAAAACUGGAGGUCCUGGGGAAUGGCGUUCAGAGACUGGAGUUAAGACUGGCCCCUGGUGGCAGCCAGCAACAGCAGUCAGCUGAGAUGGUGCUCAUUCACCCUUACGAAUGCUCAGAAUGUUCCCUUCUCUUCCAUACCCCCGAAGACUUCCUCCAGCACCAGGGUGAGCACUUCCUGAGCCAGGACAAAGAGAGCGGUGGGCCGGGGGUCAUGAGUGGCCUCGAGGAGAUGCGAGGAAGGGAAGAGGCUGCAGAAAGGCUGCAGGAUCUGAGGAACAGAGCAGCAGAGACCAAAGCACUGGCUGGGGCCAAAGCCCUACACUGUGAGCUCUGCCACCGCGCCUUCACCUCCGUCAACCGGCUCACUGCUCACAAGCGUGUGCACGAGCAGGGCACACACGAGUGUCCAGAGUGCGGAAAGAUCUUCAAGAAAGCUAUGUCGCUGCAGACGCACAUGCGCACACAUUCAGGCGUUGCACGGUAUCUGUGUGUGGACUGUGGGAACGGUUUCACUACUGAGAUGACUCUCAUCAUGCACAGAAAGGUACAUGUUGCAGAUCCUUUUCACAAAUGUCAGAUCUGCCACAAAACCUUCACCAACAUGACUAAAUACCUCUACCAUCGUCGGUCCCACCUUAACCAGGAUUCAUCGGGAAUAGGCAGUCGCAUCUUCAUGGCUUCACCUCCACAAAGGGCGUCUGCUACUGCUCUUGCUAUCGUACAGAGAGCAAGAGAGAAGAAGAAACUCCAAAGUGAAGAAGCAGGAAUCGAUGAGCUGGAGCCUCCCACAGAGGAGGAGACGGAAACACUAAGGAACCCGCAGCCUGGGUCUCGGAGCACUGUGGAUGCAGCUGAAGCAGGGAAGGAAAAGGACGGCCAAAUGCAAGUAACUGAAGGACUUGAAGGAAGUCUUGACGAGCAACAAGAGGUUGUGAUGGAAGAUGCCACUAUUUCCAUUUCUCUAGAUGAAACUACAUCCACGUCUGGCUCUGCUGCUUCAGGAGAAGCUACCUUGACAUCAGACAAAGGGCCCUUUUGUUGUCGUUCGUGCUCAAAAACGUUUCCUUCACAGCUUCUGCUUGCUCACCACCGGGGCAAAUCCCACGCCCCUCAGCGCAGGUUUGUGUGCGGCGUAUGUGGGAAGUCCUUUAAGAAGCAGGUUCAUGUUCAGAACCACAUGCGCAUACACACGGGCGAGAAGCCGUUCCAGUGUUCGGACUGUGGCAAAACCUUCUCGUUGCUGGCCAAUCUGAUGAGGCACACCCUCAUCCACUCAGGCGUGCGUCCGUACCGCUGUGAUGUGUGUUAUCGCUCCUUCUCACAGUCGUCCAACCUCCGUCAGCACAGCCUGCUGCACUCCAGCGCUCCAAAGCUCACCUGCCCCGAAUGCCCUGCCACAUUUCGUUGGCCCAACAAGUUGGCGGCGCACCGCUUCACUCAACAUCCCGGCGCUCCGGCUCCUUUUCCCUGUCCUCAUUGUGAAGCCGGCUUCCUGACCAGGAGUCGGAGGGAAGGUCAUUGUGUAGAGCAGCACCCCACACCGGUCCACGCUGCAGAAGAAGUGAAGGAGGUCCACAAUCCCUCAGAACCCUCUACUUCAACAACAACAGAGAUAGAAUUAGCAGAUUUCAGUUUGGGUAAAGGAGCCUUGGAUUGUAAUAUUUGUGGGAGGAAGCUUAACUCUCCUUCCAACCUGCGACUUCACAGACUUAGCCACUUUGCCCUGGGCUGCGGGCGGCCACAGCGCACCCCUGGAAAGCGACCCAAAGCUCAUCAAUGUCCCAUUUGUGGCAAACUGUUUGUGUCAUCGUCUGCGGUUGCACUUCACCAGCGGGUCCACACCGGCGAGCGCCCGUUCCCCUGCCAGGUGUGCGGAAAGCGUUUCCGCCAGAAUACACACCUCCGAGAGCACCUGCGCACUCACUCAGGCGAACGACCGUUUCGCUGCGAAAUCUGCGGAAAAGGUUUCAUCCAGAGCAUGCACCUGGCGGAGCACCGCAGGACCCACACAGGUGAGCGACCACACGCGUGUCCCCAGUGCGGGAAAGCAUUCAAGACCUUCUCCAACCUAAGGAAUCACAAAAAGACCCACGCCAGGCAGCAGAGACUAGACCAAGAGGCUGCUGCUGCGACGGAGGCCACCACAGCAGUGGCGGUGGUGGAUGCUUCCGUUGUGGACCUGGCUAACGGGCAAACUCAGCUCAUCCAGAUCCAAACCUCAGAUCUACAGCAGGCUCAGGGCGCCCCCACCAUCAUGUGUAACGAGUUUGGAGAGACCAUCGCCAUCAUCGAGACCAGCGAGGGAGGUGGUCUUCCUCUGGAGCAGGCGCUGGAGAUCUAUCAAAGAGCUCUGGAGAACGGCCUUGGUGGGGACACAGUUGUGGAUGGGCUGCAGCUGCUCUGAGGAGGAGUGAACCGAAGUCGGAUCUGAAUCUCUGCCACAGAAUUCGUUUGAUCAAUAUUAGUCUUAAUACUGGCUGAAACAAAGACUAAUUUACUGCUGAGGUUAAAUAAGAUGAUUUACUGCAACCAGAUGUUUAUGUACUGGACAAAAAGACCAAAGUAUUUCAGGUUUCCUCCUAUUUCCUUUAUUAGAGGGACCACUAUUAACACAUAUGGAAGUGACGCCAUUUAAAUUAAAGAUAUAAUGUUAAAUUAAAAUAAGAACCUUUGUUUGUGCCUCUGAUUACAUUUAUAUAAUUAUUUUUUAUCACUUUUAUGAAACUGAUGUGCUGUUUCUUCUAUUUAAAAAUAGAGAUGUUUGGUUGUAAAGGCAAAAUAAAGGUUUCUUUUCUUAAA
This is a messenger RNA of Girardinichthys multiradiatus, 4034 nucleotides long. RefSeq names its product zinc finger protein 526 (gene znf526). The transcript is spliced from 8 exons. The record is from RefSeq and is a predicted model, not a curated record. The coding region runs from base 448 to 3639 and encodes 1063 amino acids. NCBI's taxonomy places the organism in Eukaryota, Metazoa, Chordata, Actinopteri, Cyprinodontiformes, Goodeidae.